Nicotiana tabacum (common tobacco) is the source of this 1518-nucleotide messenger RNA. The record is from RefSeq and is a predicted model, not a curated record. NCBI's taxonomy places the organism in Eukaryota, Viridiplantae, Streptophyta, Magnoliopsida, Solanales, Solanaceae.
AUGAAUCUUGAUUCACCUUGUGAGAGUAGUUGCAUGGCGAGACCGUACAAUGAAAUACAACUCUUGCUAAAUAACUUUACUACUAAUGAUCAUAAUUGGCAAGGAGAUGGGGAUUCACGAAGGGCAAUUAAACAGAAAGCAGCCGGGUUGAUUGAGCUUGAUGACUUUUCAGCCAUGAGAGCCGAUAUAGCAAAAUUUGCAAAUCAGAUGAAUAGAAUGACAAUGCAAAAAACACAACCGAUGCAACAUGUAGAACAAAUGUCUAUUUGCUGCGAACUAUGUGGUGACAGUGAUAUGAGUGACAUGUGCCCCACGAAUCCUGAAUCUAUAUACUAUGUGAGGCAACAGAGCAGAGGUCCAAUGAUCAACAGGAACAAUAUGAGAACACUUACAACACAAAUUGGAAGAAUCAUCCCAACUUUUCAUGGGGGUGGAAAUCAACCGAAUCAGAAUCAUUAUAGACCACAAGGAAAUUUCAAUAAACCUCAUAAUCUACCUCAACAGGUAGAAGAGACUACGAAUGAUUUGUUGAAGAAGUUGUUGCUUGACAAUCAACAACUCAGUACUGAUUUCGGAAAUCUUGAGAGGCAAAUGGGGAAGUUAGCAACAAAUCAAUAUACUAGACCUGCAGGCACUCUCCCCAGUGAUAUAGAUAAGAACUCUGAAGUUAAUGCAGUUACACUCAGAAACAUGAGAGAACUAGAGAAAGUGCCAAAGAAGAGAAAAGACAAACAUAUACCUGAGGGGGAGUUGAUUCCUAAGGUUCAAUUGAAGAUUCCAUUGGUGGAUGUACUUUGUGAAAUUCCAAAGUAUGCUAAGUACUUAAAAGAAAUAGUGUCUCACAAAAGGAGAUUGACUGAAUUCGAGACAGUCGCACUUACUGAGGAAUGCACUUCAAGAGUCCAAAACAAGCUUCCUCAAAAGCUCAAGGAUCCUAGUAGCUUCACCAUCCCUCAUAAAUCUGAUGCCCUUGUCCUUGUUCAAGCAAUUGGGUCUGGGAGCUCCAAGACCAACUACUGUGAUAAUCUGGUUGACAGGUCUAUAGCACACCCUAAGGGGGUUAUUGGAGAUUUGUUGUUGCAAAUUGGGAAAUUCAUCUUUCUUGUGGACUUCAUUAUCCUAGAUUAUGAGGCUAAUGAACUGGUUCCAAUCAUUGUGGGACGACCUCUCUUGGUGACUGGUGAUGAAAUUAUUAAAGUGAGAGAUGGAAAAAUGAUAUUGAAAGUGGAUAACGAGGAAUUAGUCUUUAAUGUUUACAAAGCAAUUCAACUUCCCUGCUACUAUGAAGAGCUCUCGAUAAUAUCUGUUGUGGAAGUGGAUGAGCAACUUCUUGACAUGAGUGUAGAUCUAGAUGAUUCUCUAGAGAAAGCACUUAUCUUGUUCGAUAUCUUGGAGAUUGAUGAUGAGGAAGAAAAGCUGUUGAGAGUGCUAUGUGAGCACACGCGAGAAUUUGGGUGGACGAUCUCUGAUAUUAGGGGAAUUAGUCCAGCUCUUCGCAUGCAUAAAGUCCUCAUAUAG